AUGGAUGAUUCUGGAAGAGGUGGUCCACCAACAGUGACUGGUUUGUCACCAACUGAAGGUGUGCCUGGAACGCAAGUCACAAUUCGGGGCGAAAAUUUGGGAACAGAUCAGAAUGAUGUUGUUAUGCUAUUCAUUUGUGGUGUUGAUUGUUUGGCAACAAUGAAAUGGAAAUCACCAUCAAAAAUAAUUGCUAGAUUAGGACAAGCAGGAAGAGGACCGGGCGAUGUUAGAAUUGUUACGAAAUCUGGCGGUCGUGGAGUUUCGCAUGUUAAAUUCCGUGUUUUUAUCACACAAAUCGGACCACUUGAAGAAUCAGCUGUAUGGGUUGAUGAAACAAGAACUGUGCCAGGUAGAGAAGUUAUUCGAAGUGUUGCUCAAAUUCAAGAUGUUCGGGAUGCUCUUGGAUUAGUUCCGAGUCAAAAACGAAUUGAUCAAUCUAUGCUUUCUCGUGAUUUUCCGGAUAAUUCCGGAAAUUUGAGAAUGGAAAAUUUUUCUCCUCAAUGGUAUCUUCUUGAGAAUCACGCUGAUGCAACGUUAGUUUUGAAAGUGAUUUUUCAUUUUGAAAAUGUGUAUUUUUUAUAGAAUAGAAGAACUUCGAACUGCUAUCAAAAAUAUGGAAUUGGCUAAACAAAAUGAUGUAAAAAGAAGUGAAGAAAUGCACAAAGCAAAUUUAUAUUCAUUGAUUAAUUGUGUUGAUACUUUGGCUAAUUUACAUCAAGCACUCGAAAAUGGAAAAAAUGCAGAUCAUUUUUCGGCACUUUCAAAUAUCAAGAAACUUGUGAGUUUGACAAAAAUCUAUGGAGAAAAAUUGUAUUUUUCAGAUAACCGUAUCAAAAACUCAAGCUGAAAGUGUUUUCGCUGAUGUUCUAAAAAGAAAAGAUGAUGCAGAUGCGACUAGAAAUGCUCUCGGUGUAAUUGUUCGUUUCAAAUUUAUAUUCUUUUUAUCCUCAAAAAUCGAGGAAAAUAUGAAAAAAAGGAGAAUAUAUAACUAUUUUGAAUGAUUAUACGAGAGCUAAAUCACUUUAUCAAGAUACAGAUGUUCCAAUUUUCAAAGAAUGUAAGUUGAAUAUUUCGAUUUUUGAUGUAAAAUUUUUAGGGUUGGAAAAAAAUACACGAAUACACGCGCUCGAUACACGGUACACGAAUACACGCAGUACACGAAUACACGGUACACGAAUACACGCAAUACACGAAUACACGGAUACACGAAUACACGGAUACACGAAUACACGAAUACACGAAUACACGCUUUUUUCUGAAUUGCUUGAGAAGAGAAGAAAACCGUGUAUUCGUGUACAGUGUAUUCGUGUAUUGCGUGUAUUCGUGUAUCCGUGUAUUCGUGUAUCGCGUGUAUUCGUGUACCGUGUAUUCGUGUAUUUGGCUGCGCGUGUAUCCGUGUACGCAAAUACACUGUUUUUCCAACCCUAAAAAUUUUCCAUUUUUAGUGUUGAAUGAAAUCGACAAGAAAAUGGAUGUUUUCAAAGAAGAAAUGAAGAGAAAAUUGAUAGAUACACCAGUUUCGUAUGAAGAACAAAGUAAACUUAUCAAGUAAGACUACAAUUGUUAAAUUGUUAUUAUUCAUAUGGUUUCUUCAGGUAUUUGAAAAUUCUGGAUCCAGAAUCUGAUCCAACUUGGGAUUGUAUAACAUCGUAUUAUGUUUGGCUUGAGAAAAGUUUAUGGGAUAUGCAGGCUGAAUUUUUGGAAAAAGCAAAAAUCGAAAUGCAAUCACAACAAACUACAAUUCUCGGAAAAACAAAUGAACUCCAAAAUUUUGUAUCAACUUUGGUUGGAUUACUUUUGGGUAAAUUGCCUUCAUUCUGGAAACUUGCAAAUACUUAUCAUAAUUCAACACAUUCACCAGAUGCUAUACAAAGAUUAGAAGAUAUUAAUGUAAGAAAUAAUUUUGGAAUUGAAUUUGAAAUCAUUCAAAUUUUCAGCAAAUGUUAACAAAUAUAAUCAAUGUGUCUUCUUGGUUGAUUUUAAAUGCAUUAGUUCCAAAAGCAUUGCCUGAUUUGGUCGCAAAACAAUACGGAGAUCAAUUCGCUAAAUGGCCUGCAAUUUCAGCUGAUAUCGGAAGAUUAAAUUUGAAUCAGAGCUUAAAAACUACCAGGUUUUUUUUCAUAAUUUUUGAGAAUUUGAAUUUUUUAUUCAAAGUUUUCAGAAGUUUAAUUUCAUCUUUGUUGGAACAUCAAUUCACAUUAGCCCAUACACAACCAUUAGUUGAAUUAUGCAUGACAGUAAGACUUAAACUUGUAUCAGAUUUCGUUGAUAACGGAGUUGAAAGUAAGGUUUUCCAUCCAUUAAAAACCACUGUGUUCUACAUAAUCAAUAUUUAGGAGUUGCUCUUCUUGCUCAUAAAAUCAAUUGGAAACAAGAUAUUUUGGAUCGAGCUCAACAAACCAAAACAACACUUCCUGAUUUCUACGAAAAUGAAAUAUGUGAAUGUAUAAAUCGAACAAAAGAAGCACUUUCAACUACUGGAUAUCCGGGAGAAACUUGUUUAUUUUCGAGAGAACGAUUUAGAGAAACUAUCAUUGAUCUUUUUGUGCAUCUUAUUACUUCGAUCAAAAUUUGUUUUGAUAGGUUGGUUUUUUUUCUCAAAUUUUUAUUUCAAAACAUCUCUGUGGGAAUUUCUGAAGCCUCUUCUUCAAAUUAAUUUUAUUUCAGAUUAUUUACUCGGCAACGUCCUCAACAGUUAGAAGCUCAGGAUGGCAAAAAGUCUAAAAACGAAAUAACCACGAAAAAAUUGUUGAUAGCUGUCGGAGACGUUGAAUUUAUUAUUGCAAAAAGUUUGAAUAAUAUUGGAAAGAAAAUGCAAGAAAGUUGUGUUCGAUAUGUUGAUCAAAUUCAGGAGGUUUUUAUUGAUUAUAAUAAAUAUAUUUUGAAUAGAAAUUUUUCAGAAAUCGCGCGGUAAACUUUCUGCAUUCCGAACAAAAAUGAUAAAUGAUUGUAUUUCAAUGAUGAGCAGCGCUUUUGAUCCUUUGAUUGCCUCGGCGACUUAUGAAUAUUUGCCAGAUGAAGAUGGUGAGUUUUUAAAAGAUUUAUUUGGUAAUAAAUUUGAAAUUUUUGAAGAUAUAUCGGAUUAUGCGAAAGAAAUGAUUUUGUGUUGUGUUCUUCAACAAGCCGAACUUGAAUUGUAUUCACCACAAUUGGCUGUUGAAUGUUUACAGGUAAACUUUUACCUAAAUGAUUCAGAUAGAAAACAAAAAAGAAGAAACAAAAUAAUCGAAAGAUCUUGUAUUUCCAAUUUAAAUGUUUUAUUGGAUCAAAGUCUCAUAAAUUUUCCAAUUUUUCUUUUUUCCAGCAAACAGUUACAAAUGCACUCGAUCGACUUUUGGAACAUUUUUCAAAAUUGAAUUCCAACACAAGUCCUUUAAUUGUAACUCAAAUAGUCAUUGAUCUAACCGGACUUGAAGAAGCAUUAUCAACAUUCACAACGUUUACAAUUCGUGCUCAAAUAAAUGCAUAUCGAGCAAGUUUAGUUGGAAGAUUUGAUAACUUGUAAGUCAAUAUUUUUCAGAAAGAUUGAAUCGGGAUAAAAAUAUUUGAAGUUUUAGAAUUUAAAAUUUUAAUAAUUUCGGAAUUUCUAAUUUUCUGUCAUAAAUAUUUUACCAAAUGAAUAGUAAAGCUUUAAAAUUCAGUAAUCCAAAAAUUAAGACGAAUUUUUUUCCAAAUCAUGACUUUUAAUCGAAAAAAAAAACAUUUUUAGAAAUUUUCACGAAAAACCAGCGAAAUUCCAGAAACAAAUUCUCUUUCGCGUUUAUCUUAUUCAAAAAAAAUAUUUUUCUGCAGAAGACUUCAAAAAUGCUUGAAAAAUAUGCGAACAACAAUGCGAAUGGCUUUGCAAAGUUUAGAACAACAUUCCGAGGGAAUUGAAGAUGAUAGUUUGAAUACUUCGAAUAUUUAA
Molecule: messenger RNA, 3907 nt
Organism: Caenorhabditis angaria
Lineage: Eukaryota; Metazoa; Nematoda; Chromadorea; Rhabditida; Rhabditidae
Source: the annotation of a GenBank genome assembly